Molecule: messenger RNA, 3328 nt
Organism: Falco peregrinus (peregrine falcon)
Lineage: Eukaryota; Metazoa; Chordata; Aves; Falconiformes; Falconidae
Gene: NUF2
Product: NUF2 component of NDC80 kinetochore complex
Exons: 13
Coding region: 87-1502 (471 amino acids)
Biological process (GO): attachment of mitotic spindle microtubules to kinetochore; meiotic chromosome segregation; kinetochore organization
Cellular component (GO): kinetochore; Ndc80 complex
Molecular function (GO): protein-containing complex binding
Source: RefSeq, a predicted model, not a curated record
GCACCGCCAGAUUCAAGCAGCGGCGGUGGCGGCCGCGCUGAGGGCGGUUGGUCGCGGGGCCCGCGGGGUCGUUGCUCGCCGCCGCCAUGGAGAUGAUGACCUUCCCCCGCUACAGCCCCGACGACAUCAUCAGCUACCUCCGCAGCCACGUCCUGGCGGGGGCCGAGGCUCGCAACUUGGCCAAGGGCGACGUGUUCGGCAGCGGCAGCGCCAAGCCUGAAGUUUUACACAUGAUUUACAUGAGAAUCCUGCAGAAAGUCUAUGGAAUCCGCCUGGAACACUUCUACAUGAUGCCGGUCAACGUUGACAUAGUUUAUCCACAGAUAUUUGAAGGCUUUCUACCUGUUUGUAACUUGUAUAUUCACAUGGAGCGCUUACUUCCCGUGUGCCGGAUCAAUGAUUUUCAAAUUGCUGAUGUGUUAAACCCAAAAACAAAGAGGACAGCUCGCUUCUUGAGUGGCCUUCUCAACUUUGUAAACUUCAGAGAAUUCCGACGUGAGGUCUACUUGGACUUACAACUGAACUAUAAAUCGGCUAUGGAGAAACACCAGCAACUGGAGACUGCAAAUCGGGAGGCAGUAGUAAAGCUGGAGAAACUGAACACUGUUCCAGUUGAACAUCAAGCUGAGGUCCAGCAACUGACAGAUAACAUUCGAGAACUGGAGCAACUACUGAGGCAAGAAUAUCGUCGGAAACAAGCAGCUUUGCAAGAAACUAUUUCGCAAAAGAAGUUGGAUGCUGCAGAGGGCACCCGAAAACUGAAUGAGCUUAAAGUGACAAUGGCUUCUUUGAAAGAAGAACAAGAGCAGCUGAAAUCAAAAAUUGUGGAGAGUCCAGAAGAACUGAAAAAUUACAAAGAACAGAUGAAAGAGACUGUUAAGAAACUCAAGAAGUCCAAGCAAGAAGUUACUGAGAAAUACGAAGCUUAUAGAGACCUAGUUGAGAUUCUGCCAUCAUGUCAAAUGGAGGUGCAGUUGUAUCAAAAGAAGAUAGAAAGACAAGGAGCAAAUGUGGAGAGACUGGCCAGUGUAUUAUCAGAGGUCAGAAAUCUGGAAGACCAGAUUGAGAGUGCUCAGAUAGAGCUGAAAAAGUGGAAGACAGAAGAAAUAUCCUUAAAGAGACUGGUCACUGCAAAACGUGAGAAGCUAUCUACAGCUGAAAUGAAGAUAACAAAGAAGCGUGAAGAUGCUGAGCAACAUAAGCACUCUGUGUUUGAAUAUUGUAACAGAGUUCAGGAGAAGAGGGGUGUUGUAUAUGAUAAAGUGAUGGCCAUUCACAAGGAAAUCCAACAGACAAGGUUCAAAAUUCAGCAGCUGAAUGAGAAUGCUGAAAAAGAAGAAAUGAAAGCCAAGGAAAUAUACCUAAACCUGAAGGCUGCGUUGGAAAAGCAUCAUGACUCUCUCAUUAAGACAGCAAAGAGUUAUGCAGCCUCAAGAGAAGAUAAAAUUGCUGAACUGAAGAAGUGGCUGCUUAGAGUCCAGUCUCCUGGAAGUAGUUCUUAGACCUGUCUUUACUUUCAUUAUGUUUAUCCUCCUAUCUGAUCUUGUGCUUUGGAUAAUUAUUCCAGGCAAAAGCCAGCUUUCUCAAAAACCAUGUCGGAUCACAUUUAGACAGAUCCUGAUGUCAUGAGCUUUCUAAUGUGGAUAAGAAAACACUUGAUUUAGCCUGUUUGUAUUCUUUCAGUCGGUAUCUCAUUUAUUGGUAAUAAUGCAAGUCUUGCUAACACGAAAUUGCUUGACACUUAGAAUCCUGUUUUUUGUAGAACCAGUUCUGCAAACUUUGAUCUGGGAAGACCUGGUGCUUUGGUCUGGCCUAGAUGGAUACGCUGUUCAGAAUUAGUCAGUAAUAGGUGAUGUUCCACUACCGUUACUCAAUUAAGGUUAAAUCCUGAUGGAGCAGUAGCAUUCAUGUGAAUGCCUCCACUCAUCAUGAAUAUUGGUGACCCUAAAUGCUCAGGACUCUCACUUCAGUUAAAACAGUACAGUAGCUCUAGAUGCUUGAACUUUGUUAUUUUUGCUCUGUGGGGUACUGAAUCCUCAUCUGUGUGUGUUAGUCUGUGUUUGGGUGCUUAAUCCUAUAAAAAAUUAACGUAGAUGAUUAUUUUUGUACCUUACUUGUGAUGACACUGGUUUGCCACAGUGCUUUUAAUUAUUUCAAAAAAUAAAAUAAGAAUUUUUAAAAUAGUUGAUUUAAGCAUGUUUAACCCUACUCCUCUUCUGUGUUUUCCCUCCCCACUUGCAGCUGAUUUGGCAUGACAUUCCAAUUUAAAAAUUUUGCUUUGUACUUUUGGGGGAAUGUGUACUGCUGGAAGGUUUUUAUAACAAGGGGAGGAGGAUUCAAGUCUGUAUAGAUAAUAUCUUUCUGGCUUUGCUUAAUUCUUCAACUUCUCUUCUUAGCUAGGGGUGCUAGCAAGUCAGUCAGGAACAGCAGAUGAUCAGUGCUUCUAAAGCUCUUAAUGAGGCAUCAGACUCUUCUAAUGUUUUGCUUUGAUUUUUUUUUAUCAUUGUAGAAUGUGAGAUAAUUCAGUGAAAGUCCAUAUUAAUCUGCAGAUCUUAACCUAGCACUAAGUUUCUCAUACAGUUUUUCCAUUUCCACCAAAUAUAAUCUGUGUGAUAGGUAUGUGUGUGUAGCACAACUUUGUGUUUUUAGGCGAGUAUACUCUUCAUCCCCACGCUCCUGCAGUGCUGUGCAGCAGCAUCUGGUGUAGAGACCAGCAAAAGUUUAACUGUUAAGGUAAAUGAUUUUUGCAACAGCUGAAGAUGUUGAGUACAUGCAAGGCACAGAAAAAUUCUUUAUGCAUUUCAUGCACUAGGCCACAUAUGGAAUAGCUAGUGAUGUCUUGGGCGUUGUGCUUUGAAAGUGAGUUUUUUAAUGAGUCUCUCAUUCUGUGCUGUGUGUUAAAGCAUUAUGUUCUUCAUGUGCAGGUGUGCUCCACUCUCUUUGCCUUAGUGUGGAUUUUAGUGUGACACAGAUGCUAUCUGCCAGAAGAUGUUGCUUCUCAUUGGCAGUACUUGCUAAUGAACAUCAUGUCUGUUCAAGGAUGUUCAUUAUUCAACGUGUCUGUGUGAAAUGCUGUAACUAGUUUUUUGGUAUUUCCAGACUGACAAUACUAUGAAUCCUUGAAGACAGAUGGCAAGGCUUGUGUAGGGUUCUCCCCGAGGUUUCUUGAGAUAUCCUUGCUUCUCAUGUCAGUCUAGCCUAUAUCCUAGCUUGACUGGAAGCCAAGCAUUCCUCCUUCUAACUUCUCUGAGAAUUCUGGGGUGUGGCUUACCUUUUGGGGUUGUUUUGGUGAUGCUAUGAAGAUUCAAAGUAAAUUCAUGUGACUUGG